This is a messenger RNA of Salvia miltiorrhiza (redroot sage), 1396 nucleotides long. Its product is annotated as superoxide dismutase [Fe], chloroplastic-like. Gene Ontology annotation, biological process: superoxide metabolic process. NCBI's taxonomy places the organism in Eukaryota, Viridiplantae, Streptophyta, Magnoliopsida, Lamiales, Lamiaceae. Gene Ontology annotation, cellular component: chloroplast nucleoid. Gene Ontology annotation, molecular function: metal ion binding; superoxide dismutase activity. The coding region runs from base 265 to 1179 and encodes 304 amino acids. The record is from RefSeq and is a predicted model, not a curated record. The transcript is spliced from 8 exons.
AUUUCAAAUGCCAAUAAAAGGCAACACCUGGAGAACAUUGCUACCUCGCUGCUGGAUACUUCCAUUUUGUUGUAAUAUUAUCCAAACCACAAUUUUUGUAACCAAAUCUGUACUGCCCUCAAUCCGACGUAGUACAUGAUUGUACUGCCAAACUCCUAUUGACACACUACACAAUCGCUAGUUAGGUAAGGUAAUCUCGAUACAUUUUCCCACACUUGCACCCUAUAGUUGUGCUUCUUUACUCCAAAAUUCCCAUCUCAAAUUAUGGCUGCCGCAGCGGCUUUCGCCACUCCUUUGAAAUGCACCUUUUCCACUUCCCAUAAUGUUUCCGGGUCCACGCGGGGCCUCCAUUGGCGGAAGAAUGAGAGAAGCGUCAAGAGAGCUUAUCGUGGCGUCAUAACAGCGAAAAUCGAUCACAAGCCCCCGCCUUACGCUUUAGAGGCUCUAGAACCUCAUAUGAGCCUUGAAACAUUUGAAUAUCAUUGGGGGAAGCAUCACAGGGCUUAUGUUGAUAACCUUAACAAGCAAAUCGUUGGCACCCAGCUAGAUACAAAGUCGUUAGAUGAAAUCAUACUUGCCACUUAUAACAAGGGUGAUCUCCUCCCGCCCUUCAACAAUGCUGCUCAGGUGUGGAAUCAUGAGUUCUUCUGGGAGUCCAUGAAACCUGGUGGUGGAGGUCAGCCAUCUGGAGAACUUGCAGAGUUGAUAAAGAGAGAUUUUGGUUCUUUUGAAGCUUUUGUCAGUGAAUUCAAGGCUGCUGCAGCAACACAAUUCGGUUCUGGUUGGGCUUGGCUCGUGUAUAAAGCAAAUAGACUCGAUGUUGGAAAUGCAGUGAAUCCUCUUCCAUCAGAGGAAGAUAAGAAGCUAGUGGUGGUGAAGAGUCCAAAUGCUAUCAAUCCUCUUGUCUAUGAUUACUCUCCGCUGCUGACGAUUGAUGUUUGGGAGCAUGCAUACUACCUCGAUUACCAGAACCGGCGGCCAGAGUAUAUAUCGACCUUCAUGGAGAAACUCGUUUCUUGGGAUGCCGUGAGUUUGAGGCUUGAAGCUGCUAAAGCUAGAGCUGCUGAGAGAGAAAGAGAGGAAGAGAGAGAGAGAGAUGAAUAUGAAGGGAAUAGCCAGACUGAACCGCAACCAGUAGAAAUGUAUCUGAGUGAUACAGAGGAUUCUGAGGCUGAUUGAGUUCAAUUCCUGUUUAGGAAGAGAAUUUUUGCAUUAGAAUUUGUCGUUUCCAAAGUUUAGAUAUGAUAGCCAUAGUGUAUUGAGUUGUGUAUGAAAACUAUAAUUAUGCCAAAAAAGUGAAAAAGUAAAGUGUAUUUUGGCACAAAUUUCAUGUCAGUUUCAAUUUGGGAUUUGUAUGAAAAUUUAAAACAAUAAAGUGAGCGUAUUUUAGGACCAA